This is a messenger RNA of Ctenopharyngodon idella (grass carp), 3999 nucleotides long. RefSeq names its product zinc-binding protein A33-like. The record is from RefSeq and is a predicted model, not a curated record. NCBI's taxonomy places the organism in Eukaryota, Metazoa, Chordata, Actinopteri, Cypriniformes, Xenocyprididae. The transcript has 6 exons. Gene Ontology annotation, molecular function: protein binding; zinc ion binding. The coding region runs from base 248 to 1609 and encodes 453 amino acids.
AACUUCACCCUCUAACAAUUACCAGGAAGAGACUUACUUGUUAUUUCUCCUUUCUGUCAUACUGACUUUGUCUCGACAAAAGAAAAAAAAUCGAUUUAAAAACAAAUAGAAACACUUUCAAGGAUUUUUUGAAAGUUUACUUCUGAACAGAUAGCAGAUCUUCGUGAUUCUUGUGGUUAUUCGUUUUUGAAGCCUUCAUUCAGAAAGUGAAUAUAAAUUUUGGAUUGCUGGAGCUCAAACAGGUAUAAUGGAUUCAAUAUCUGAAGAUGAAGUUUCUUGUCCCGUGUGUCAUGAAGUCUUCAAGGAUCCCGUUCUUUUAUCAUGUAGUCACAGUGUCUGUAAGGAGUGUCUUCAAAAGUGCUGGAGGACCAAGAAAACCCAAGAGUGUCCUGUCUGCAGAAGAAGAUCCUCAAAUGAUCCUCCAACUAACCUUGUGUUAAAAACCUUUUGUGAGUUGUUCCUGAAAGAGAAAAAUGAGAGGCGUUCAUCAGGGUCUGAGGAGCUCUGCAGUUUACACGGUGAAAAACUCAAACUCUUCUGUCUGGAGGACAAACAGCCUGUGUGUUUAGUGUGCAGAGAUUCACAACAACACGACAAUCACAAAUUCAGACCCAUCAGUGAAGUGGUUUUACCAUACAAGAAGGAGCUCAAUACAGCAUUGAAAUUAUUUCAGGAGACACUUAAACAGAGAGAAAAGAUUAAAAGAGAGUUCGAGAAAAAUGUUCAACACAUCAAGUCUCAAGCUGAUCACACAGAGCGUCAAAUUAAACAGCAGUUUGAGAAGCUUCAUCAGUUUCUCAGAGAUGAAGAAGCAGCUACAAUCACUGCACUGAGGGAGGAAGAGGAGCAGAAGAAGCAGAUGAUGAAGGAGAAGCUGGAGGAGAUGAAGAGACAAAUCUCAGCUUUUUCACAGGGAAACAAAGACAUGGAGGAGAUGAUGAAAGCCAAUGACGUCUGCUUUCUGAAGAAGUUUCCAGUCACAAUGGAAAGACUUCAGAGCUCAGAGCUGGAUCCACAGAUGGCUUCUGGAGCUUUGAUUCAUGUGCCAAGUUACUUGGGCAACCUGCAGUUCAGAGUCUGGAAGAAGAUGCAGGACAUCGUCCAAAACACUCCUGUGAUUCUGGAUCCAAACACUGCGAAUCCAUCUCUUGCCCUGUAUGAUGAUCUGACCGGUGUGAGAUUCAGCGGGAACAAACAGCCGGUUCCUGAUAAUCCAGAGAGAUUUGACCAGUGUCCCUGUGUUAUGGGUUCAGAGGGUUUUAACUCAGGAACACACUGCUGGGAUGUGGAGGUUAAAGAGAGUUCAGCCUGGAGUCUUGGAGUAACUACAGCAUCAAACCAGAGGAAGGGAAGUGAUUUCUUCAACACUGAUGUCUGGUGUGUGCAUUACGAUCAAUACAGACAGUUUCUAUCAUCUGGUAUCCGUGUUAAACAGAAGCUUGAGCGUGUGAGAGUUGAUCUGGACUAUGACAAAGGAAAGGUGUCAUUCUCUGAUCCUGUAUCUAACAUACAUCUAUACACAUUCAAAACCACCUUCACUGACACACUCUUUCCAUUCUUCUGGUGUUAUAAUUCUUCCUCUCUGAGGAUCUUACCAUCCAGUCAGUAAAUGUUACUGUAGGUCUGGAGUGUAUUCCAGACAGGUUAGUUUAGGCAACCAGGGUAAAUGGAUAACCUCAACUUUUCAGCUCCAAAAAGUGAAGUAACUUUCAGGGUGUGAAAGUAGCCAUACCAAGUUAUUCUCUGAACAUAACCUGCGCUGCAAUUAAACACACUCCAAUCUCAAUUAAACACACCUGAAACAGCUAAUCAAGGUCUAAUUAGGCAUACUAGAAACUACCAAGCAGGGGUGCGUUCCCCAAAAGCAUCGUUAGCCAACAAACAUCGCAAGUUCCGUCGUUACUUACAUAGUUCAACGAUUUGGUAUUUCCCGAAACCAUCGUUCAAACGAACAUUCGCAAACUGCAUCGCAAACUUGUGUGGUUGGAACGACAGCUCUCGAGCUGUGGUUAGAAGCAUAGUUUCUUGUUUUUAUGACAUGGACUUAAUAAAUCAUUAUCUUGAGUAAAAUAAGGAAGCUGACAUUAAGUACAAUGUAUACCUUUUAUUUCGAAUAUAUACAAAUGCCAUUUAUAUAUUUUAGUUUGUCAAGAGAUUUAAAGCACCGUUUUUGAAGAGUGCGCAUGUGCGUACAUGCUCUAGUACGUAAGAACAAGCAUUUGAUUCAAUCUGAAAAAUAAAGCAAAAUAACUGAGGAAAAUGAGAAUUAGUUCUCUAAUGCCAUGUCCGUAAUUUAUAGCAGAAAAUCAAGCAUUAAUUCGAUCUUAAACGGAUUCAUUUAAAGAAGUUAUUACUCCACCACCUGCGUGACGUCAUUCACCAACGUGGUUGAAUGACAGGUUUGCGACAAUACGUUUUCGGGAAACAGUCGUGACUUGCUAGUUGAUUUGUUCAACGAUGCAUCGUACUAUGGUAGUUCAGCAGCGAGUUACAUCGUUGUUCGGGAAACGCACCCCAGGUGUGUUGAGGCAAGUUGGAGCUAAACUCUGCAGGACGGUGGCCCUCCAGGACCGAGUCUGGAGACCCCUGCUCUUGAGUAUGGACACAAAUUCUGAGGAGAGUUAAUUUAACACUGGGGUUUUUGCUGUGAGUCACUGAAUAUUGAGUAUCUGCCAAUACAGAGUCCUGAUGCAAUACUUGUAUUUUCCUAGUGCUUGGUACACACUUCAAGUACAUUAAAGUUAUUACAAGCAGUCCAAUGUAUAUGGGGACGAGUUCCUCAUGCACUGUAAAAAGUGAACAUGCAGUUGUUGCUUUAAAGAGUUAUUUCUAGCUGAUUCUACAUAUAAAAUCUGAUUUUGCUGUUGUAAUCUAAUUCAAUCAGGUUUAUUUAACAUAAACAAGGGAAAACUGUUUUAACUUUUUGAGUUAAAUUGACCCAAAAUACAAUUUCCAAUAAAGCUCAGGACGAAAACAUUCGACACAUGCACACUAUGACUGCGCUCAUGGUGGUCUUUAGUUGAGCUCUUGACCCUUAACUUUUUAACUUGAGUUUGUUUUUGUUUUUUUGUCUGUUUGUUUUUUGCCUGCUUUAACUAUGUGUUCUAAUCUCUGAUCAUCAAAAAAAAAAAAAAAAAAAAAACAUGGUUUGACUAAUGUAUCAAAUUUAAAUAUACUAGAGUAAAUUAAUUUGACCUAAACCAAAUUGUAUUGACCCAACCAAACUGAUUUCUUUUGAAUGAGCUAAAUUAAAUUGUGUAAAAAUCUCUUCAAUUAAUUUAACUAAGGGUACUGAAUUAAUUUUUUGAGUGCAUUUACAUCAAGGUGGAAAAGGGCUUGCUGGAGAAAUCAGGUUAUAUUUACUUACAAUUAUGCUUUAGUAAAACCUUGUAUUUUCAGGUUGGUUUAAUUCAGUUAUAAUCAGUAAUCUUCAAUAAUUUUCUUCAUUUCAACAAAACCAGCUAAACCAGUAAAUCUACAAACACUGUAAAAACGUAAAAAACAGUCAAUGACUGGCAGCAGCUGCUGCCCAACAAAAAAUGAAAAAUGAAAGUAAAAUAUCCUAAUUUAAAUAAAGUACAACAAUCUUUAACAGAAAUUUACCUUAAAAUUGACCUAACCCUAACCCUCUCUUGCAGUUAACUACAUGGAUGAAUUAAUGUAACUAUAUAUUACUUCAUCAACAACUACACAGUUAAAGCAACCAAGAAAAACUGAUGAAAUAAAGGGUCAAGAGCCCAGCUAAAGCAAACACUGAUCGCCAUAAUGGUGACUUCAAACUUUGUGCUUUUCAAUAAAACAGCAUCAUCUAAACCUAUGUUAAUUCUCAAUAAAAAAUGUUGUAUGAAAGAAAUCAAGUAAUCUGGAUAGUAAUAGGUGAAAAUGCUGAGAUCUAGAGAGAUCUGUUAGUGUUUAAUGUUCUGUUGCUGCCAGUCAUUUGACUUUUGUUUUUUACAUUGAAGGUAUUUGAUCAUAAUAAUUCAGAGAAUAGCUGUAAAA